AUGAGUAAUGUUUAUGAUAUUGUUGUAAUUGGAUCAGGUGUUUCAGGUUUAAUGUGUGGUUAUAAAUUAGAAAAGGAUGGAUAUAAAGUUUUAGUUGUUGAAGCAAAUAAUAUUAUUGGUGGUAGAACUAGACAAGAUUUUAAUUUUACAAGUUAUCCAGUUGAAUUGGGUGGUGAAAUGAUUCAUGGUGGUGAUACAUUAUAUUAUCGUUUAGCAAUGGAGAAUAAAUGGGAACUAUUUGAAGUAUUCUCAAUGGAUUUAUUUAAUUCACCAAUUAAUUCCACUUAUUUAUAUUUAGGACGUGAAAGAAAAUUAAUUAGAGCAGAUCAACGUGAUGAAGAUAUUCAAAAGUUGGCAGAUGCAUUGGUUAGUUUAUCUGAUGAAAUUGAUAAUCCAAAUAGAGAAAUGAAUCUUUUAGAGCAUUUAAUUAAAAAGCAAGUACCAUUCAGAGUGUUGGGUUUGGCCGAUGCAAUCUACUCAAAGACAUGGGCAACUGAUCUCGAUAGAAUUGGUGUUAAAGAAGCAGCAAGAGAAGAUAGUAAACCAAACACAAUUCCAAACAAUUACAAAGUUCAACAAUCUUCAAAGAUUAUGUUGGAUCAUUUUUCAAAAUCAUUGGAUAUUAACCUCAAUUGGAGAGUUAAACAUAUCGAUACCACAAAGGACGAGAAAUUGGUUAAAGUCACCUCCUACAACGGUCAAGUGGUUCAAGCCCAACGUGUGGUCGUAACUGUGCCACUACAAAUCUUAAAAGAUGGUGAUAUCACCUUCACCCCAGAAUUACCAGAGAGAAAGAAAAUCGCAAUUAAAACCAUCGGUAUGGACGGUGGUAUGAAAAUCAUCGCUAAAUUCAAUAAAAAGUUUUGGUUAAAUAAUUGUCAAUUGGUUCUUUGUGGUGAUAGUCCAGUACCUCAAAUUUGGAUGGACGGUCCACCAUAUCGUCCACUCGUUCCUGGACAACCUUCUGAAUAUGUUUCAGUUGGCUUCAUCACUGGUGACCAAGCUAAAGCCAUCAGUGCUCUAUCACCACAAAAACAAAUUCGUACUUUCCUCGAUCAAUUAGAUGCUAUGUUUGGUACUUCUGAAAAUGGUUGGACACCUGCCUCUGACUCUUUUAUCUCACAUAUGGUUUAUGAUUGGCAAAAGAAUCCAUUCGUACGUGGUGCCUAUUCUUAUCCAUCAAUUAUUCCUUCAACUUAUCCAUAUAAAAAUUAUCCAAAUGAAAUUUUAGCAGAGCCUAUUGAUAAUAAAUUAUUCUUUGCAGGUGAAGCAACAGCUACAACAUACGAUCUCUCAACUAUAAAUGGAGCUCUUGAAACUGGUGUUAGAGUCUAUGAAGAAUUAAAAACUUCUUUACCAAUUUCAAACAAGUUACAAUCAAAACCAAAAAUGUAA
This is a messenger RNA of Dictyostelium discoideum AX4, 1395 nucleotides long. RefSeq lists its product as hypothetical. The record is from RefSeq and is a predicted model, not a curated record. Gene Ontology annotation, molecular function: oxidoreductase activity. The transcript is spliced from 2 exons. NCBI's taxonomy places the organism in Eukaryota, Evosea, Eumycetozoa, Dictyosteliales, Dictyosteliaceae. The coding region runs from base 1 to 1395 and encodes 464 amino acids.